Molecule: messenger RNA, 274 nt
Organism: Rhagoletis pomonella (apple maggot)
Lineage: Eukaryota; Metazoa; Arthropoda; Insecta; Diptera; Tephritidae
Product: leucine-rich repeat transmembrane neuronal protein 1-like
Exons: 2
Coding region: 1-255 (84 amino acids)
Cellular component (GO): voltage-gated potassium channel complex
Molecular function (GO): transmembrane transporter binding; potassium channel activator activity; voltage-gated potassium channel activity
Source: RefSeq, a predicted model, not a curated record
AUGCCUGCUGUGCUACUGCGUCUGUUUAUAUUCUCAUUUACAGACUUGUCCUACAAUCGUUUGGCGAAAGUUCCCAAUGACUCGUUUCAGUAUUUGAGUAAUUUGACAUUCCUGGAUUUGUCCUACAAUAAGCUGGUACGUCUGGAGCCGCAAUCAGUGCGGCGAUUAAGAAGUUUGCUGACUUUGAAUAUCAGCGGGAAUGUGCAGAUGAAUCUGCAUGACAUGCGAGAAACGUUUGAGGAGAAAACCUUUUGAACAUGGAAGAAGAAGGCCA